AGAAGGCUAGAAGCUUUUCUGGGCACACACUUCUUUCAAUUAGUUCCAUUUUCAAGUUCUGGGUUUGUUGCUUGUUUUGUCGUGAUUCAUGUUAGGUUGUGCAGCACUAAGAUUAGCUGGAAAUGACAACUAAGAUUAGUUGUGAAAUGAUUGAUUGAGUUGUAGUGUUAGGCAUAGUGAUGGAUGAGCAGUAGUGAGCUGUAUGCUUUCCUUUUGUAAUCCUAUUUAAACUUCAGUGUAAGAUGAAUAGAAACACAGAAGUUUACUCAAUAUCUAACUUGUUUACCAUAAGAAAAGUUGAGGAGUCAAAGUAUGAUUCUUGAAAUAUAAUGUUUAUGUUUGAUACGGCAAGCCUUUAGCUGUUGUUAGUCAAAUGGCUCCCAAAUUUGGACAAAAAUGCUUUAGAAGCCCCAUCUCCGGUCCCAUAUUUGGUUCUCCCAAAACGCCGAAGCCCACAGUUUAGCUCCAAAUUCGAACAAAAGGAGACUUCUAGCAAUAAAAGAUAGAUAUUUCCAAGACAAAAGGAGAGUUGUAUGUAACAACAGAUAUGAGGAAAUGUAAAUUAGUUGUAGGUGUGGAUAGUUCCUCAUCCGUUAUUAAGACUUGUUGAUCAAACCUAUUACCACGUAUCAUCUGAUUCCUCAGAUUAUAUUUGCCAAAACCUUAUGCAUGUCUUGUUCUAUGAUAACCGACGAUCCCAAAAAAACAGAACACUUGCUUUCACUUGAGGGGGCAAAAGAAAGGCUUCAUUUGUUCAAAGCAGAUUUGCUAGAUGAAGGAUCUUUUGACCCUGCAGUUGAUGGAUGUGAAUGUGUUUUUCAUACCGCAUCUCCGGUAUCUUUUUCAUCAGUCAAUGACCCUCAGAGAAUGCAAUGAGCAUUUGUCUCCAUAUCUUCAGGCAGAACUAAUUGACCCUGCUGUGAAGGGAACAUUAAAUGUUCUGAAAUCAUGUGCAAAAUUUCCAACCGUCAAGCGAGUGGUUUUGACAUCUUCUUUGGCUUCAGUAAUGAUGAAUGGAAAACCUCUGACCCCUGAUGUUGUAGUGGAUGAAACAUGGUAUUCAGAUCCACUAAUUGCUGAGAAGCACAAGCUGUGGUAUAUUCUUUCAAAGACUUUAGCUGAGGAGGCUGCUUGGAAAUUUGCUGAAGGAAAUAGGAUUGACUUGGUUUCAAUAAAUCCGGGGUUUGUGAUUGGACCACUCUUACAGCCGACAAUUAAUUUGACGGUGGAGAUGAUUCAGAACCUCAUAACUGGCAAGGCAGUGCCAGCUUCAAAUUACAGAUUUAUUGAUGUUAGAGAUGUUGCCGCUGCACAUAUUCAAGCAUUUGAAAUUCUUUCAGCUAGUGGAAGGUAUUGUUUGGUCAGCCAUGUUGCAAAUAUUUCCGAGACUCUAGAGAUGAUACGACAACUUUAUCCCACAAUGUACAUUCCUGGAAGAUGUGAGGAUGACAAUCCUCUUUUGAAUCCAUCUGGCCCACAGUUUCAAGUAUCCAAGGAGAAAGCAAAAAGUCUGGGAAUUAGUUUUCAUCCAUUGGAAGUAACUCUGAAGGACACUAUUGAAAGCCUGAAGGAGAAGGGUUUCCUCAACAUAUGAUCAAUUAUCCUUGUGUCAGCAAUUUGUUAGUUUAUUGUUACAGAAGUUGAUUGCAUAUUGGCGGUUGAAAUUUGGAUUAUGUGAAACUCCAUACUGUGGUGGGGAUAAAGUUCUCAUAAAAUAUCUGAACUCCGAAAAUGUGUAUAACAAUAUAAUGUGUUCAUUACAGUGUUUCACUUUAUAGUGAGAAAAAAUGAGAUUCUGUUGAUGGAAUUCCAUUUCGUUGGACAACCUACA
This is a messenger RNA of Rosa chinensis, 1831 nucleotides long. Its product is annotated as phenylacetaldehyde reductase. Bases 773 to 1594 code for a protein of 273 amino acids. NCBI's taxonomy places the organism in Eukaryota, Viridiplantae, Streptophyta, Magnoliopsida, Rosales, Rosaceae. The record is from RefSeq and is a predicted model, not a curated record. Gene Ontology annotation, molecular function: 3-beta-hydroxy-Delta5-steroid dehydrogenase (NAD+) activity. Gene Ontology annotation, biological process: steroid biosynthetic process. The transcript has 6 exons.